UCUACAUCAUACUCAAAGUUAACUCAAAGGUGAACAACCCCUUUAAUAUUAUAUAGAUCUUAUGCCCCAAAAAAGUCUAAACUCUCUCAUUCGUCUUUCAAACACUUUUUGGCCCUUGAGUAUAACCAACCCUGAACCAAUAAAGUCUACGGGAGUAAUGUCAUAAAUGGUCUUAAGUUUGCUACUUGUCUUGUAACCCCUAGCAACCAAUCAGCAGGUAGCGAGUACUGGUUAACUCUUCGAAAACAAACAUCUGUUGGGUUGCUGUGUGUUACUAGAUGUGGGCAAACGUAAGAUUUUAUUACAUUACCCCAAUCUUCUGCAGGUUUCUCCAGGGUUUUAGCUUAAGUUGCCCUCUAGUUAUUUGAUCUCAUGGACUUUUUUUUUUUUUUUUUUAAAUACCUUCCCUCUUGUUUCCAUGGUGACUGUUUCCAAGUUGGCUGGUUUCGGAUGGUUGCCAUGGUAACCAUCCUUGAGAAAUCUGUAGUGUCUCCGCCACAUUUUCUUUUCAUCAAUGAUUUAAAUGCCGGGUUUGUAAUGAGGAUCGGUGUGACCGUGACAUAUUGUGAGAAUUCAUGAUUCAGGUUCCGGCAUUGUGUAUGCGCUGGGGUAGCUCCUCUCCUUAGGAUUUACCCCCCCUAAAUACGUUUGUUAGCUUCUAUGCAAAUCUUACUAAUCCCUUAUUACACAACCUUGAUCCAUCCAGUAUGUGAUGUGGAGUUCCCGAUUCGCCGUGCCUGUAAUUCCCCAUAGUAGCAUCCUUCUCUUCAGCAGCCGAUUGCUAGCCCUGCGCAUGUUGCUUUUUCUGCACCGUUCUGUUCUGGCGAUUGUUUACAGGUUAUGACGACUAAUCCCAAACCAAACAAGGCAUUAAAGGUCAAGAAGGAGGCGGGAGAAAACGCCCCAGUUUUAAGUGAUGAUGAGCUUGUGUCAAUGUCUGUGCGGGAGCUAAACCAGCACCUCCGAGGUCUCACCAAAGAAGAAAUCAUCCGCCUUAAGCAGCGCAGGCGUACACUCAAAAACCGAGGCUACGCCGCCAGCUGCAGAGUUAAGCGGGUCACCCAGAAAGAGGAGCUGGAGAGGCAACGCAUAGAGUUGCAACAAGAAGUAGACAAGCUGGCACGGGAAAAUUCCAGCAUGAAACUAGAGUUAGAUGCUCUACGCUCCAAAUACGAAGCUCUCCAGACGUUCGCUCGCACAGUCGCCAGGGGCCCCAUAACCCCUACUAAGGUGGCCACCACGAGUGUAAUCACCAUUGUGAAAUCAGCCAAAAUUUCUACGGCAUCCAUACCUUUUUCUGCAGCAUCCUAGUGCCCAUGGGAGGAGAGAACUAGCCCCCGUUCUAAAAGGGACAUUAUGGGAUUCACCUUCAUUUUUUUUUCUCCGUUCCUUUCCUUCGCAUUCAAAUGUUAGCUGUUGCCUUUUAUUCCAUUGUCCAUGCCAAUGUGAUUUAUAGAGGCAAGAAACAUGACCAGAGCUCCAUGGUCCUGUUGUGAUUGCACCUGGGAAUUUGACACUCUUCACUGGAUAAGCUCCAUUUAAUUUAUUGGAAACGUGAUAGAAUUAAGUUACCUGUUCCCAUCUCAAUGAGCUCAAUAUGUAAUUUACAGUAAUGCUGUAAUCUCCAUAGGAAAUAACAAAAACAACAGAACCCCCUGCAAUCAAGUUUCCCUGUGUUGCAAAGGCUAACUUAAAUUCAGAAAGAGAUAUGUGUGCAGAUACAGUAUGGACUGAACCUGUUGUGUGUGUUUGGCUUUUGCUUUACCAAUGGUAUUUGGGCUAAACAACCAGUUCACAGCAAAAUUUGCAUUGGUUUCCUUUUGCCUUCUCAAAGUCAGGCAUUUCCCCUUCAGGUGGCCAAACACGGGCCAAUAAAAGCUGCCGACAGACCGAUCGGGGCUUCCACGAUCGAGAUCUGGCCGAAAGUCG
This is a messenger RNA of Xenopus laevis (African clawed frog), 1929 nucleotides long. It is a transcript of the gene mafk.S, whose product is annotated as v-maf avian musculoaponeurotic fibrosarcoma oncogene homolog K S homeolog. The transcript is spliced from 3 exons. Bases 841 to 1311 code for a protein of 156 amino acids. The record is from RefSeq and is a predicted model, not a curated record. NCBI's taxonomy places the organism in Eukaryota, Metazoa, Chordata, Amphibia, Anura, Pipidae.